ACAAAAAUUCAUUUUUCAGGCAGUAUUUUUUUAGUUCAUUAAAAAUUCUUAAAAUUGAAAUUUCAAAAUUGGAAGUUUCAUGCGAAAAGUUUAUUUUUGAAAGCGACGUUAGUUACAAAAAAUCUGGAGGUAUAGUUUCAAUUAUAUUCAACAUAACGUGAAUACAACUAAAAAGUAACAAAUUUUAUAAUUAUUGAAAUGGAUGUGCUAGCUACAUUAUUGAAUUGCAUACAAUUUGCUGCUAUUAAACAUAAAGAUCAAAGACGUCUUGAUUCUACAAAAACCCCAUAUAUUAAUCAUCCAAUUAGAGUUGCAACAAUUCUUGCAGUUGAAGGAAGUAUUAAUGAUCCCGUUGUACUCAUGGCAGCAAUUUUGCAUGAUACUGUAGAAGAUACAGCUACAACAUUUGUAGAAAUUGAAGAAAAUUUUGGAAAGGAAGUGUGCGAUAUAGUAAAGGAAGUUACCGAUGAUAAAAGUUUAGAAAAGCAAGAACGUAAAAGAUUACAAAUUGUAAAUGCUAAAAAAUCUACCCAUAAAGCAAAAUUAGUAAAAUUAGCUGAUAAACUAGAUAACUUAAGAGAUUUGAAAGAAUGUUUACCAGAAGGUUGGACUGAGGAACGUCGAAAUCAAUAUUUUGUUUGGGCCAAGCAAGUUGUUGAUAAUUUAAGAGGAACAAAUGAAUAUAUUGAAAAAUUUCUAGAUGAUAUUUUUUAUGAAAGAGGACUUCAAUUAAUGAAAAGUGAAUUUUAAUAAAGAGAAGAAAAUACA
Condylostylus longicornis is the source of this 768-nucleotide messenger RNA. It is a transcript of the gene Mesh1, whose product is annotated as guanosine-3',5'-bis(diphosphate) 3'-pyrophosphohydrolase MESH1. NCBI's taxonomy places the organism in Eukaryota, Metazoa, Arthropoda, Insecta, Diptera, Dolichopodidae. The transcript has 3 exons. The coding region runs from base 199 to 750 and encodes 183 amino acids. The record is from RefSeq and is a predicted model, not a curated record. Gene Ontology annotation, molecular function: guanosine-3',5'-bis(diphosphate) 3'-diphosphatase activity.